Sipha flava (yellow sugarcane aphid) is the source of this 1674-nucleotide messenger RNA. RefSeq names its product protein disulfide-isomerase (gene Pdi). Gene Ontology annotation, cellular component: endoplasmic reticulum. Gene Ontology annotation, molecular function: protein disulfide isomerase activity. Gene Ontology annotation, biological process: response to endoplasmic reticulum stress; protein folding. The record is from RefSeq and is a predicted model, not a curated record. NCBI's taxonomy places the organism in Eukaryota, Metazoa, Arthropoda, Insecta, Hemiptera, Aphididae. The transcript is spliced from 9 exons. The coding region runs from base 22 to 1548 and encodes 508 amino acids.
CAGACAACCGACGAAGUCAUUAUGUUCGUUCACGCAGCCUUUGCAGCGUUGCUGCUGGUGCAGUCGACGAUCGCCGACGCUGGUGUCGAUGCCGGUGAACAGGUGGCCGUCGAGUCAGACGAGGGCGUGCUAGUGUUGACCAAAGACAACUUCGACAGUAUUGUCUCGUCGUCAAGCUACUUGCUCGUCAAGUUCUAUGCACCAUGGUGUGGUCAUUGCAAGCAAUUGGCACCAGAAUAUGCUAAUGCAGCUCAACAUUUGAGUGAAAGUGAAUUAAAAAUUAAAUUAGGCAAGGUAGAUGCUACUAUUGAAAGCGAGUUGGCUGAAAAGUUUGGUAUCCGUGGAUAUCCUACUUUGAAGUUCUUCAAAAAUGGAAAACCAAUUGACUAUUCUGGUGGCCGAACUAAAGAUGAUAUUAUUCAAUGGGUACUUAAGAAAUCUGGUCCAGCAGCAGUACCUUUACAUUCAGAAGAAGAUGUUUCGGCAUUUAUUGAAGGAAAAGUUGUUUCUAUUAUUGGUUAUUUCGAAAAUGUAGACUCGAAUGCAGCAAAAUUAUUUGCAGAAUUAGCCGACUCUGUUGAUGAUCAUCCAUUUGGUCUUGUUUCAGACUAUUCUAAAUUCCCUAAUCUAGAACAUAAGGAAAAAUUUGUUUUAUAUAAAAAUUUUGAUGAAAAGAAAGUUCCAUAUGAUUCAGAAAUAACUAACCUUGAAGAAAUCAAGACAUUUAUAUUUGUUCAUUCAUUGCCUCCCGUAAUUGAAUUUAACCAAGGAACUGCUCAGAAAAUAUUUGGUGGUCAGAUCAAAAGUCAUUUAUUGCUUUUCUUGUCUAAGAAAGAAGGUCAUUUUGAAAAAUUUGUGGAUGACAUCAAACCUGUUGCUAUUGACUUCAGAGGAAAAAUUGUCUUUGUUACUAUUAAUGCUGAUGAAGAAGAGCAUCAAAGGAUUUUGGAAUUCUUUGGAAUGAAGAAGGAUGAAGUACCUUCUAUGAGAGCAAUCAAACUUGAAGAUGAUAUGACUAAAUUCAAGCCAGAAUCUCCUGAGAUAACUGGUGAUAAUGUGAGAAAAUUUGUUUCAGAUUUUGUUGAAGGAAAAGUGAAGCAACAUUUACUGUCUGAAGAAUUACCCGAAGAUUGGAACAAGACUCCAGUUUGGACCUUGACUGCCAAAAACUUCGAUAGUGUAGCUCUUGAUCCAUCCAAGAACGUUCUUGUAGAAUUUUAUGCCCCAUGGUGUGGACACUGUAAACAGCUUGCACCAAUUUUUGAUAAAGUUGGAGAACAUUUUGCCAAUCAAGAUGAUAUUGUGAUUGCAAAAAUGGAUGCUACAGUUAAUGAACUUGAACAUACCAAAAUUUCUAGUUUCCCGACACUAACAUAUUAUCCAAAAGGAGAAAAUCCAAAAGCCAUUGAAUACAAUGGAGACAGAACUUUAGAAGCAAUCAUUAAGUUUAUUGAAUCUGGCGGAAAUCAAGAAACAACCAGUUCAUCAUCAUCAUCGGUUGAGGAAGAUGAAGAAGAACCACAAGAAAAACCCAAGGAUGAAUUGUAAAUAAUAAUUGUGAUUUCAAAUUCAUUAUUUAAUAUUUUUUUUAUAUGUUUCAUUUUAUUUGUGAAAAAAUUCAACACAUUUAAAGAUAAAAUUGAUCUAAUAUAUAGAAGUGUAUGUAUAUCUAAC